GAGUCUGCGGGGUCUGUAGCUCUUCCAUCUGCUGCAGAACUUAAGAGAUCUGCGCUGUUGUUGGAGGCCAAUUUGGAGAUGGCUACAGCUAAAUUCGGGCCUUAAACUACCAACUGAGAUAUAACCUUGACAUGGCAGAGGGAAGAGAGAUCUUGAUUCAUUUGGCCGUAGUGCUGUCCAUCGCUCUCACCUCUCUGACAACACUCGACACAGACCAGGAGCUGCAGGACAGCGGCUUUGGCCAACCACCGCCUCGCCACGGUCUCAAGCUGUUGGCGUGGUACGUUCAAGACUGCGUGGACAACAACAUGGUAGCACUGUGCGAUCCUAUCAAAGGAGAGUAUGGAUUUCAUGAGUUUAAGAACCGAGGGCCCAGACGUCUGCUUCCAGUAAUAAAGAACAAAAGGCAAUACAGGUACUACACCAUUGGAAACCUCCACUCUGCCCAUGCCGACAUGCUGCCCUUUGAAGUCAGGAGGUACUACAACCGCAGCGACCCUGAAAGUAACAAGGACAGAGUUUUGGUAAGGUACAACAUCAACAAUAAACAUAUUGAGCAGAUCUAUGCAUCUGCACAUUAUCAGCCAAGAGAGACGUACAUAAUUGGCCCAAAUCUUGUUGACUCUCUUCGACAGCCAGCACCCAACAUUGAAAUGUGAUGUACUGCAAAUGUAAGAUCAGAAUAUAUUUUUCACACAUGCUUUAAACAAGCUUUGAUUCAAAUAUUUAGCUGCUGCUUUUUAUUUUUUUAGAAUGGGGGAGUCAGAAAAGAUAACACUGACGGCCUGCUUGCAGAGUAUACAGCACACAUGACUGAAAAUGUUCAAAUGUGCAGCAUGAGAUUCUUUUUUUCUUCAUCAACAGACACAUUGAUGUUUAGUAUGUGUUUGCUCCUAGAGUGUCAAAAAACAAUGCUUGACCUGUGUGUCUGCUCACUCACAGAGGCACAUUUUACUGAGACACAUAGAGCUUUUAACUAACUGUUGUUAGUAGUAGACGCUCACAGCGACAAAAUUAGAACAGGAAGUCACCGGGUUAGAGGACAAUACGUCCACAACUUACUUCAAAAUCCUACACAAAAGGCCUCAUUUCAGGGACCCUGGAAGCCUCUGCUUUAGUGGCUCAAUAUGGAAACCUGGCCAAAUAGAAGUAACUAUAGCAAUAGCAAAAAUAUAUUAAAAUACAAAAAAAUAACAUGCAGGGACCAGAUAAUACAUCCUCUAUAUAGAUCACAGAACAAGAGCGCAACAAGCAGCUUCAUUAAAGUAAAUGAGAAAAGUACAGGAAAUGAAGCACGUUUAUUGUUGGUUGUCUGUACUUUUUUACCUUUCCAGAGUCAUGUAUGAGUAUGAGUCUGUACAAAUCUGUAUGAACUCCAACAAUAGGAGGCCGUCAAUCAAAAUGUUUACUAAUGAGUUGUGAAACAUGACGCUGCCCACCUUCAUGGCCAAAAGGUACAUACUCUCGCAGAACUCACUUUUAGUAUUAUGAUGACAAAGCACCCUCAUGCCUGCAGUCGUCAAAACCCACAGAAAGGCCUCAUUCAUCUUCCGCUCUCCUCUGUUGCCAAUAGGAGGACACCAUUUAGAGCACCGCACGCUCACAGGUUGAAUUCAGAUUUGAUUUGCGCUCCCACUAAAAAAAUAGAAGAGGGCUCGUGAAGGGGCCGGUGAACAAGCAGAACCAAUCUCAGCAGAUAACAGAGAUUUAUAGGGUCCUCACUUCGUGCAAAAAUAUGUGGCAGACUAAACAUACACCGCCUGAUGUUGUUAUACGAUCUACGGAUGGCUCAAACAUGUCCUCUUAACGUACUGUCUGUAGUUACCCAAUGUGUUUUAAUAAUAAAUGUUCUUUUUGGAGUUUGCCAACCACCUCAGCCAAGCCACACUGUAUACUGUCAAAAUGCUGAAGAAGCCAGGCUAGCAUUGGCAGCAGCCAGCUAGUCCACUACCAUGCUUUGCAUACUGUUCACAUCACAGUUGGCUAUUUAUUUUAAGGUCAACUAUUAGCUUUCAAGUCCAAUCAAAAUUAAACUGCUUUUAAAAGUUUUGUCUGCUUCAGUAAGCUAAAUAUUGGUUAUGUGUUCUCCCUUAAAAAGUUGUUUUUACAUUUUUGGAUUACAUAAUUUUGCUCUUUUUGCAUAAAUUCAACAAAAUAAAGUUCUCGUUUACAUCAAUAUCAGUGGCAGGAUAUGUAUUUUCUAGGUGGGGAUUCAGUUUUUUGUACAUUUGAACAACAACCUCAAUAUGAGGCUACAGUUGUAGGUUAUGUGUUUUGUGUACAACUCAUAUCCAAAUAACCCUGAAAUUUAAAGUGAAAUAAAAUGUUACAUGAAGCUCAACACCUACAAAUGCAGUAACUGUAGCCACAUGAAUAUGCGCAUGACGUUACUAAAACAACGCACAUUCAAGAGCACAUCCAUACAAAUAGUUGAAGACAAUAUCAUUCUCAUAUACGCUCUCAUAAGCGUCUGUGGAUGGUGGUUGUCCCUGCAGUGGUCCUGCCGGACAACUUGUUCUGCUACUCACAAUUACUUGCAUCAUUUGUGUUAUAGGAAUUGAAUGUAUUGUACAUCUUUUACAUUGUUGAUUCUGUACACAUGACAUCCAUCCCAGGAGAGGGAUCCCUCCUCUGACGUUCUCCCUAAGGUUUCUUCCCUUUUUCCCCCAUUGAAGGGUU
Molecule: messenger RNA, 2679 nt
Organism: Pungitius pungitius (ninespine stickleback)
Lineage: Eukaryota; Metazoa; Chordata; Actinopteri; Perciformes; Gasterosteidae
Exons: 2
Coding region: 132-659 (175 amino acids)
Source: RefSeq, a predicted model, not a curated record